Messenger RNA from Chiloscyllium plagiosum (whitespotted bambooshark), 5633 nucleotides. It is a transcript of the gene bdnf, whose product is annotated as brain derived neurotrophic factor. Gene Ontology annotation, biological process: nerve development; neuron projection morphogenesis; cell surface receptor protein tyrosine kinase signaling pathway. The record is from RefSeq and is a predicted model, not a curated record. Gene Ontology annotation, molecular function: nerve growth factor receptor binding; growth factor activity. Gene Ontology annotation, cellular component: axon; dendrite; synaptic vesicle. NCBI's taxonomy places the organism in Eukaryota, Metazoa, Chordata, Chondrichthyes, Orectolobiformes, Hemiscylliidae.
ACCAGGGUUUUAUAUUUAGAAAGCCAGUGACAAUGACGCAAUUCCAAAGCGAGUGCGUGCAAUCUGAAAUGUAAAUCAGGUCUUUUGAAAUGCAAAUCAGGCUGAGCUGGCCUCUUUGUCCCAGUGACUCCCCCCCAAAAAACAGCGUGUCCACAUGAACCGGGAGGAGGGAUAGGACGGGCUGCUGGAGCGAGUUGCACUGUCUGGGAAUCCUCGGCUGGCCGUGCCUGGCUCAGGAAUGACUCGCUGCCGCGCUCCGAGCGGACCAUGCUCUGAGGAUGGUUUGAGCCAGAGGCUGCCCCCAACCGAGAAGUGAACUCGUCAGUCUGUCCACUCACUGUGGGGGAGAUGAAGGGCACAUGGCACACCAGCUGAGGAGAGUAAUGAACAUCUUGUUCCUUGCUAUGGUUAUCUCAUCCUGUGGUUGCCCGCAAGCUGCCCCGAUGAACGAAGCUGUGGACCGAGGAGCCUCGCCCUACCCGGGGCUGCGGCCUUACGGGACUCUGGCCGGUGGAGGGGGGCCAGGGGGCUCCUCUUCCCGGGGACUCGGGGCUUUGGCCAACUCGGUGGGCCAUGUGCUGGAAGAGCUCCUGGAGGUGGACAGGGAGGCUCGGCCGAGCGACGGCGGAGGGGGAGGCUCAGACAAGGACGGCGAUUUGUACUCGUCCCGGGUGAUGCUGAGCGGCCAAGUGCCUUUGGAACCGCCUUUGCUCUUCCUGAUGGAGGAGUACAGGAACUACUUAGAGGCGGCAAACAUGUCGGCCAGGGUGAGGCGCCACUCCAACCCAGCGCGCAGGGGGGAGCUCAGUGUCUGUGACAGUAUCAGCCAAUGGGUGACGGCAGACAAGAAAAAGACAGCAGUGGAUAUGUCGGGCCAAACGGUCAGCGUCCUGGAGAAGAUUCUGGUCCAGAACGGUCAGCUCAAGCAGUACUUUUACGAGACCAAAUGCAAUCCCAAAGGUUUCACUAACGAAGGCUGCAGAGGAAUAGACAAGAAACAUUGGAACUCUCAGUGCAAAACCAGCCAAUCUUAUGUCCGAGCCCUCACUAUGGAUAGCAGGAGAAAAAUUGGGUGGAGAUUUAUAAGGAUAGACACUUCUUGUGUAUGUACAUUGACCUUUAAGAGAGGCAGAUAGUGAAUUAGUGUAUAUAGAUUUUAUUGAGAAGUUAUCUAUUUGUAUAUAAAUAUUACAUACAGCGUAAAUUAUUCCGUGGAAGCGAUACAGAAAACUUUAUGGACUGCAUGUAUAAAUGAAGUUUAUACAGUAAAAGAGGUGGCUUUAUGUCUAUUUAUUGAACAUAUCCAUGACUCCAGAAAAGGGAAAAAAAAACAAUUAUUUGCGCACAAUUUCAAAAAAAAACAAUAAGCCUGUAUUACAUUCCUCAAAACAUCGCGGUUUGUUGAAUGACGUUGCCAAGAAAUGAAACAGUUUAAAAAAAAAUGCAUGCUGCUUCAGUUUGAACAAGAAUCUGUCCAUUGGAAAGUCCAACUCAACAUUCCGUCUCGUUAGACAGUGGCUUUAUUCCUCGUUAGUAUUAUGUUUGUUGACUGCUUUACCUUCUACCGAUGGUGUUGGAAUUAAAAAAAAGUCAAGGUGCUGACGUGAAUCUUUAUUAGUUUUUUUUAAAUUUUAUUUCCCUGGGGAUAGGACUGUCAACGCUUUGUGCAGUACACUGGCUCCAGUGGGACACCGAGUUGAUGGCCGCUUCCUUUUAUUUUCUUGCCGUUUGUGCUGCAUUAAAGAAUGGGACACGCAUGGUGUUGGAAUGGAUUCAUUGGAUGUGUCCCCCCCCCCCCCCACCCCAUUCUCCCGCAACAUUCAUAAAGUACUUCUAUAAGUAGACCCUGAAGACUAAUUCUGAAAUAUCCGAAUUUCACUGAAGGACACAUAUUCAUUAUGGGGAGGGAGGUGGGGCUGAGAAAUACCGGUGUGGAAAUCUUUCAAAACCUGAAGUUAUGCAGAAAUUUGGACACUAGUUAUAGUAAAAGGACAGUCAAGUAUAUACAGUUGGGGGGAGGGGGCAUGGUAGUGGAGGAUGCACUUGUUGGGGAGAAAGCAGUGGAACCCAUCGGGGAAGGGAGGUUUGUAAAUUCCUUUACAUUUUACCCAGUCCCCCAAGUGCACCUAAAUGCAGACUUUCUAUCAAAGAGAGAUAUAAAGGUCUGUUUAUCAACGACCAGUAAGCUCCCUGGCAGUUAUCUGGAAGACAAUUCCAAAAUACACAGCAUGCACACUUUCUAAUGUUAAUUUCUGAACAGAUAUUCAUUGUUAGAAAGCAUCAAGAUAAAUUGACUAUCAAAUGGAAUCAAUGACAAACUUCAACCUAAAUCAGCACAGACCUCCCAGCAAACCUGGCUAUAUCACUUGGCUGUCACUUCAGCCUUGGGUUACAGGGUUUGCAAGACAACCUGAAAGUUGUGCUCACCAAAACAAACCUCUUUGACUUGGAAAGGUAAACAACAGGGAACCUAAUCUGUAAUCUACACCUGACAGUAGAUUUUUCAGUCUUAGUAUCAUUUUACAUGGUAUGUCUCUCAUAUCUGCCAUCCCAGUUUUAUUCACUGUUGCUAUACAGAGUGCAAAAUGACCCUUUGCAGAACUACACUAUCCAAUAGAAAUUUUGCUAUGGCCUUAAAUCUAUUGUUCAAAACCGAGAAUGAUUAUUCUCUGACUAAAUUUCAUGGAUUAUAAUACAACUGUUAACCUCUGUGACAAAAAAAAUUAUAAAAAAAUUCUGGAGUUUCAUUUUUGAAAAAAAUAUAUUCAAUUGUUAGACAAUAUAUACAUUUUCAUAUCUUCAAGUCAUGUUAAAACUUUGUGUUUUACCACAGUAACAACAAAGAGACGACUGAAGCCAUUCUUCCAUCAUCUGGCAUUUCAGCAAAGUUGUGCCCCAACAGUUUGGGUUCUGUUUUGAAAUAUGACAUAAAAAUUUCAAUAUUUCAUUUGAACAUUAAUAUUUGAUUUUAAGCAUAUUUUGCAUCUAUAACCAUCUGUUCUAAUUAUCUACAACAGUGGGAUAUGUUGAUGACAUACCAAGUUAGUUCAUUCAAUAUGCAACAUCAAAACAGUUUUCAAGUGGGAGUUUCUAGCAUUUGCAGUUUUUGUUCUCAGCCACAUUUGCAAAUAAAGGUUUGAGCAUUGUGAAUGCACUAGGUGCAAGCUAGAUACAAUUAUUUCUAGGGAAGAGGAAAAACCUUUCAUUUGAGUAAACCCACAUAACUCUUGUGCACGCUCAAUUUGAGACUUACAUUGUAAUUGUUUGUUAGCAAAGUACUUCAGUUCUGCUGAAAAAAAAAUUGUGCUGAAGCCUUUUGUGUUGCACUGAUCAGGACAGAACUGCAAGAAUACCAAAUCUCAGAUAGAACAACAGUACACAGUAAAUCGUUGUUUCCUUUCAGAUUUGGGUAUGCUUGCACUUCUGUCAUGAUCAGUGCAAGACAAAAACAUCAACAACACAUUCUUUUUUCAGAACUGCAAUGUGAUCUGUUUAGGAGUGGAUUACCUGCCUAUCGAAUGCUUGAGGAAACAUACCUGGAGAGGGAAAUGAGAUUUGUUUUUUAAAUUAAAUCAGCAUAUUUUAAAAUAAAAUUCCUUAUGAAUUUAAAUUUAAAGAAAAUAAAUUGCAAAUCAAAUAAAUUGGUUCAUUUAUUCAUCUCCAUUGAAUACCAUGCUAUCAACUGAUUCACGGAAAAGUUUGUCAAGCUUUUCAAUAAGAUACUUAUAAUCUCUCAUUAACAGAAACAUCAGAAAUAUAUCUGUUUGAAGCAUCAUUAGUAACAUUAUGUUGGAGAAAUGACUUUUCUACCAAGCACAUACUAGUGAUAAUAGCUAUCAAAACAGUGUAACAGCAUCUAAUACUUAAAUAUUCAAAGUUAAUCUCUUUAAUGCUCAGGGACCAUCAUAUUCUAAUCCAAUGAUCUUUUUGUUGCAGUAUAACAUAUCCAUAUAUUCCAAAUCUAUAUUGCAAAUGAAUGGAUAGGAAAUAGCUUCAAUGUUUGUUACAGUUUAUACUUUAAAUCAACCACUCAAUUAAUUUGAAUAGAAACCUUGUACAAAAUAAGGAAAUUGUUCAAAAAUACUAUGUUCCAGUGACAGGUGACUAUUGUAACCAUGGUUACCUUCAAAUAAAUUUAGAUUGACUAUUGUUCAUGUGAAAACCACAAAUAUAUCAAAUGUUAACAGCAAAAUUAUAACUAAAUAAUAACAAUACUUAAGUUUUAGCAUGGCUGCAAUCAAGGAAAGCUUCAAUGCAUGAUAUGAAUGACAUUUUAUAGAACAUAUAAUACAAUGAUAACUAAUUUCAGUUUAAAAUUGAACUAUAUUGAGGAGUGACUGACCCAUGGAUGAUUUGCUUUUGUACACAUCUAAAAAAUGUAAUGUUUCACAAAUUAGGCAUUCAGCUAACAAUUCUGUUGAACUCCAAUCCUCCCCUUGAGUAGUCACACUGGUAUGUUGAAAAAAAGCUCUAACAUUACAACAAUGAAUUCACUCAAUUGACAGGAGUGGCAUAGUCACUUUAAUAAUCAUAAACAAAUAAAACAGGCUCAAAUACAAUAAUUAUUACAGUCUUCAUUUUUCUUUCUCAAGUAUUAUUUGAUUUCCUAGCUACCUAAUGCUAGUCCAAUGUAUUGCAAGUGUUAAUGAGUUCUUUCUUUCCAAGUAAUAAUUGCAUUAAAUACAUGUCUAAUACAUAUAUAGGAUGAGUUGUAUUUCAGUAAAUUUCAUGCCUUCAAGACCAAUAUUAUUGCAUGAUAACCCACAUUGCAGGAUAUAAUUUCAACUUCCAGAAUGGGAUUUGGUCACAAAUAUCUAUUGUCAAAGAAAUGACUAAUCAGCUAUUGACUACAAAUAUUGGGAAGUAAUUUUAUGUACAUUAUAGAGCAUAACAUACAGCAGGAAAAUUUCAGCCUCUAAGGUAACAUUAGGUUUAGAUGAGAAUAAUUCGUUUUGAAAUAUUUCUAUUGGUUAUACAAAAGCUGAUUUGCUGUCUUGAAAUAUUUUCAAGUCUAUAUAAUGAUAAGUUUAAUAUCGAGUAUGCUUUGCACCUAAUUCUGCACAUUGUCCAGAAAUAAAAACACACUAUUUUAUGAUUAUUCAUCAAUAUGAUUCUGGUACACGGAAUUACAUCAGUUCAAUCUACUUUUUGUUUAAUCAACUUGAGUAGUAGAUACAUAGAUCCACUACUGUGCUAUGAAGCCAGGUUUGAUCAAUGCUCUGUGCUGAGUUAGGAUUGAAAUGAAACCACCAAAAGUAAUUUCAGCAUCUUUGGCUGAGAAUAGAACAAUCGACCAGGGUUUGAUUUUUUGAUUGCUAUCCAGUAAUUCCUUCCAGAAAGUGUUUGUUGGGAUGAGAACCGUAUCAAGUUCACCUGUGACAUUCACUUAGUACAACAUCAGCAUCAUGUUGUGCAAGAAUAGAUGUCUAUCUUACCACUAAUUGAUAGAGUUUAUACUUGACACCAUAGGAUAUUCAAAUAACUGUUUCAGCAAUCAAUAGAAUUCUUCAUAAUUGUUUAAUCAAGAUUAAACUUCUGAAGCAUCAAAAGUAUUGUCACCACCACAUUGUGCUCUCUGCCCAGUAACUGUAGUAUGUUGUGAAUUAAAAUAAUUUAAAAUUCCAAGGCGCUGC